GUAGUUGGGUAUUAGUGGACUUAGUGUUCUUGUAAAAGACUCAUACUCUUUGAAUAAUGCUUUGGAUAGUUAUAAUCCUUUUUAUGAAAAUGUACAAAGCACAUGUCAUUCAAUUAAAUCGAAUAACAGAAGCUGCCCCUGGAGAUACAGUGACUUUAGAUUGCUUUUUCCCUGUGAAUUUCAAAACCGAACCACUGUCCUGGUACAAACAAACACUGGGACAAAGGCCUUUUAAUGUGAUUAGGUCAUUGAGAGGCACUCUAUCCUGGAAUCCUUUGUUUUCCGAAGACUCUCAAAAUGGACGGAUGAACAUACAGCGGGCUGAUGGAGAAUUUAAUCUGACCAUCGCAAACAUCUCACCUUCUGAUGAAGCAACAUAUUACUGCACGUUGACAUUGGAUGUAGAGGAUGCAUAUGGAAAUGGAACAUUUUUGGCUCUCAAAGGUUUUAACCACAGCUUUAAUGAGGAUAGAGCGUUCGUCUGUGCAGUGGCCAACUGUGAACAAAUGAACACUGAAAAGAAGACAGUUUUGAACACAGAAAAAGCUGUGGAUCCUGUUGUUUAUGGGUUGGCUGCUGUGUUGGGACUGUGUUUUGUGCUCAUAUGUUACUUGGUCAGUUUAAUAUACCAAGACAGGAACCACAAACAUGACAAAGAUGAUGCCAACCAUAGAGGCUACAACAAUAGAGAUGGCCUUGAUCUUAUUACUGAACAGAUGCCAAUCUUGAUGAUUCCAGAUGGAAAUGUCUUCACAUCUGUUAUCUACAAAGUCAAGAACCUCUAAUUGUCUGCAAAGCAAUGAAAUGCUGCCCUUUCAGCUUUCAUAUCUGCUACACCAAGUUGGCCACCAAGACACGCAUGCAUGAACACACACACACACACACAC
Molecule: messenger RNA, 887 nt
Organism: Clupea harengus (Atlantic herring)
Lineage: Eukaryota; Metazoa; Chordata; Actinopteri; Clupeiformes; Clupeidae
Biological process (GO): response to bacterium
Source: RefSeq, a predicted model, not a curated record